AAUUAAAUUAUAAGUAAAUGUUAAUGGAUCAGAAGAAGUUGGGAUGUGAGCUUUUGGCAGACUCUACUGAUGAAGAGAGUUGAGAAUGAGAGGAGAGGAUGGAUUAUUUGUGUGGGUCAAUGGUGCCUGGGUUGGAGUUUGAAAUGAAUCAGGAGAAUCUUGUUUCGAGUAAGAUUGGAGAAAGAGAUCUGAAAGCUAAAAUUGAAGAGUACCUUGAAACCGGAUCGCUUACAAAGGAGCAGUUGAUCCUUUUAUUGAAACAAGGAGCUGAAGACAACUAUUUGUUUAUGAUCAAAGAAGAAACUUACUCUAAACUUGUAGAUUCUCUUGGAAUCCCAUUCGAUGAACCUACAGAUGAAAACGAGCAAAGUUUGGUUCAAAGCUUACGUGCUUCCAAAAUUGUCUUUCUUCAAAGCCUUCGGAUAUCUAGUAAUCUUCAGGAAAGCCCUAAAAAAUCAGAAUCAGGCAUUAUGGAUUUGAUGAAUACCAGAAAAAUUCUUCAGGCUAAGAGUAACUUUGUCCAUCAGAAUAGUAUUAUCCAAUUAUCCAAGAAUGAUUCCAAAUUGACCGAUCAAAAAGAAUCAUCACAAAGUAAUUUAGUGAGGAGCACGAAAGAGAUUGAAAAAGAAACUCUUAGGACUAGAAUCGAAGACGUUUCUAACCAAAGUGACCUAAAUCUGUUGGAAAGAGUUCCCAAGAUCACCAACCAAGCCCUCAAAGACUGGCUCAUCACCGGAGUGAUCGGCUGCAUCUCAGCCUUGUGCUUCGUCGCCUUUGCUCUGUACACCCACCUCAAAACGAACCCUGUGGUGUUUGCGAUGCUUGGCAACCAGCUGAUGGUCGCUAAAGGCUGCGCACUUGCGAUCAUAUUUUUGUGAGUGGCAGUCUUGCUUUUUGUGUCCUAUGACUUUCUGACAGCAAUCAGAGGGUGAUGUGGAGGCAAAUGACUGUCGCUUCUGGAUUCACAUUUGUUGUUUCAUAAGGUAUGAGGGUUUCUGUUGUUCAUUUACUCAACCAUUCAUACUAUUUGCCAUUGUGCUUGGUCUGUGUCUGCUUUAUCCAAAGACGAUAACUUCCCAGCCAUCAAAGCUAAUAUCAGCACUUUUGGAUUCGACCAUUCUCCGAAUGUCGCUGAAGUGGUAUUCCUGACGAUUCCCGGCUUAACAGGCAUUAUUCUACAGAUUGCAAUUACACUUAUGUUCUUUACUUCUCUGGAAUGUAUUCGCAGAAGACACUUCCAACUGUUUUCUUAUGUCCAUAUGGUGUUCUUCCCUGUGUUUAUCUUCGGAACAAUUGCACAUGGAGCUGCUCGCUGGCUCAACUGGGGUAUCCCCACAGCUCUAGUGCCUUUUAUUGUGCCAGUAUUAAUCUAUUUCUGGAUGAUUGGCAGAAGAGUCAUUGAUGCAAUCAGAAGACCCUUUAAAGUUGUCAAAGUAUCCAUUGUCAACAACAAAACCUUCAUCAACUUGAACUUAGAAGUUCCCAAAGGCUACAAGUGGAAGUCUGGUCAGUAUGCAUUCAUCAACAUUCCAGCCAUCAGCAAGCUGGAGUGGCACCCAUUCUCGAUUUCGUCAUCUCCUAACGGAGAAUACCUCAGCUUCAUGAUCAAGAAAGCCGGAGACUGGACAACCAAACUUAUUGAUAUGUUUGCAGCCAUCAAAGAACAAGGCUUCGCAGACAUCAUCAAUGAAGUGGGAGAGCAUGAGUACAAGCGCGAGUUCAGAGACUACCUCAUGGAGGUCAACUUCGAAGACGAUGAGUCCAUUCGUCAGAACAAGAAGCUGUAUCCUCGAAUCAAUGUGAGCAGAGCUGUGUCAGCGCCUGCAGAGAUGGCUGCUAGGCGCAAACGCAUCAUACUCAUUGGCGCAGGCUCAGGCAUCGCUCCAUUCCUUGCUUUCUUGGAUGACCAACAAAUAGCAGCCGAAGGAGGUAGGAAGACUGUGGGAGGUGACGUAUCUCAGAUAUACAAAGAAGAGUUUAGAAGCACUGAGAAAGCUCAUUUGAUAUUGACUAGUAGAGAUGCGGAUCAGUUUUCUUGGUUGUCUCCAUACAUAGAUAGGAUAAUGAGCUCAAAAUAAAUUUUCUGAUAAAGUCCAUCUUCACUUGUACUUGACCUCGACUAAGUGUAAUUCUCUUCCAUCAUUCUUGUUUUGGAGAGCUUUCUUAAAAAGACAAGAGAUGAAGACUAAACAUCUAUUACAUUCUGGCAACUUAAUAAUGGGCUCCAACAUCACUUUAAACGUUGAGAGGCCAAAUUUCGAGAAGAUCAUUGAAGAGAUCAAUGUGACAGACCCUGGAAACUUCUUCUGCUACGUUUGUGCAUCCGACAUGAUUGUUAACCAAGCAAAAGCUGCUUGCAGCCUAAUCAACAGAAAAGGGAAAGAUACCUAUGUGUUAAAAUACGAGCAUUUUUAGAAGUCACAUAUUCAAUAUAUCGAA
Moneuplotes crassus is the source of this 2439-nucleotide messenger RNA. The record is from the annotation of a GenBank genome assembly. NCBI's taxonomy places the organism in Eukaryota, Ciliophora, Spirotrichea, Euplotida, Euplotidae.